AUGUGUGCGAGUGAUGGAAUUGCCGAAGCAGUGGCCUCGCUCCGGUACCUUGAGCCUCCUCAAGAUCAUGACCUUGAGCCAUCAACCUUUGAGAUCCCCGUGAGCGACCUGGAAAUUGCAGAGCGUCCGAGCUUCAAGGACCACUUAGAUUACUUGGAAGCCGCGGAGCACCAAGCGACCGCCGAGGACUUGAAAAUCCGCCAGACCAACGACGUCCUCACAGCACCCACCGAGGAAUUGAUUCACGUGUUUAAAGAGGAUAGAAAAAUUCCCCUGACGUUCGGUCGCAUCAUUGCCUUGGCUGGUGAUUUUUAUACCAACCGUGAACCAACGAAAGGAUCUGACAUUGGCCUGAACUAUGCCCCUAUCUGUGGCGCCUUACAGAAGUCAAACACCACACCACUCAAACGCUUUGAGAAUGCGGUGAACAGCUUGCUCCAGGACCGCGAUGGUUAUUUGUCAGCCAUCAUGGAUCUGCUAGAUCAUGAGCAUCGCACGAUCGAUCAUGCCAGAGAUCUGGGGAAAAGUAUCUCAAAGACGUACCACGAAGGAGGAAUCGAAGACCAUUUCAAUCCCGACAAUUGCAAGCUCCCCAGCGAUAAACAAUAUUUUGAUGCCCUGCAGGAUAGUUGGCAAGAGACUUUCAAACACCCCAGUUAUAACGUUCUGCUAAGCAUGUACGCCUGGCUGGCCUACACGAAUGUGGACCAUUUCGGCGACGACGCUGUCAAGGCGUACUGCGUUGGUCAUGCUUCUGCCUUGCGACUUGCAGCAGAGGCACACCAAGAGCAAGACGCGACUAAGAAAUGCCAAAAGCUGAAAGUGGCUUAUGUGCAUGAAGCUUUCGCUGCCCAUUAUCUGACAGACUUGUUCUCUGCCGGUCACCUGCGCCCUGCACGACGCUACCUACACACUCAGAAUCGUUUAGAGAUGGCGGGUGCAGGUGUGAUGCAGUGGGACAAGCUUGGGGGAAAACCAGAAGUCCCUAUCUGGGAUUAUCAACAACGCUAUAUGCAUGACGAUGACUGUGCGACGGGCUUAUUGGUGCGGAAUGGUAAGGGUGAGCAGUGGAUUGCAUACGGAGACAAACAAUUCUUCGAGCCCAAGAAUGCCGUGAACCGUGCGAGAGCUACACACUGUCUUCAGGCGUCAGUCGACGAAAUCUACAACAAAGGCUUCCAGCAAGGCUGGAAUCCAAUUCCAACCAAUUCACCAGAAGACGAGAAUAGCUGGGAGGAGUAUUCGUCCUCCUUUGUCGCGAAGAAAUUGAUGCCUCUACCCAUGACAGCAGUGAAAUCGAGCAACUGGAUGGAGUCAUGGGGUCAAUGUGAUGUGCACAACCCAGCACCCCUAUGGAUAGCUGGCACCCCAAAUAGUCAAGACCGAGUUGCCGACCAUGACUUCACUCUCCGCAAGGAUGUGAACGAUCAUUCCAACUUCGCACGUGUGGAUGCUAGCCCUGCAGCGGCAGGACAGAGCACUUUUUUCCCCGGCCUUCCUGGUAUUCCCUAUGAAAAUGAAGCUUGCAAGCGAGUCCGAGAUGCUCCCUUCCGUGGGCACGAUCAGUUUGCUACACAAUCUGUGAUGGACGGACUGUUAUCGGGUAGCUUUGUACAGGUUCAGGACCUAGUCCGAAAUGUGGCAGCUCCUGAGGACGGCAAAUUGAUUUGCGUGAACUUCUGGAAUCCUGCGCUGGUUCAGAUCAGCUCAAAAGUCCAGCAAACUUUUACUAUUCGAAAUCGCGCAAUCAAUGUCUUCGAUGUCAGCAAUUUACCUGACAGUGCAAUUCCUUUGCACUGGGCUCUGCAGAACAGCGCCAAUUUGUUGGAGACCACGCUGUAUGGCUUUUACUGGGUGACCGAGGGCAGCAAACACGCCCGUAUCGCCUUUGGCAAUACCAGGUUCCAAUCCUGGAUUGGGAAGAUGGGUGAACGGCAGAAACUGAACCUUUCUGAAUCGUGGGAGGCUAGGUCUUUCCCAGGUCUGGAGAUGACCACCCUAUCCAGCAACCUUCCUGUCUCAUCAGCCAACUUGACACGCUUCCUCUUCGAUAACUUCUUUUCUGAGGAAGAAGAUCAAUCUGAAAGCAUGUUUAACAACAGGCCUCGACAAAUUAUGGCUGUGUCGAUGCUGCCCGAUAAAAAGGUACAGAUCGCUAUCUGUGACGAUCGGCUGAUUGCGUGGAUUGACUCGCCAUUUAAUUCUAUCCAUUCGCUUCAAUCUUCAUGCUUUGGUUUUGCCAAGGCCAUCAACAAAGACCAUCGCCAAAAGAAUCUUUUGCUUUGCAAUGCCAAUUUCUCGGGCAACAACUCAAAAUUGGAUCUCUACGAGUACAAAUUCGACGGCGCGGAAGAUCCCAAACAAGUCAAGGUGAUUGACGCACAUUCCAAGCUGGAAUGCAGAAUUAGCAGUGAUGAAGAAGGAAGCUCCAGUGUUUUGGUUGGCGAUGUACUCGGCGUGGGCAGUGACCAAGUCGUUGUUAUCAGCGGUGACUAUAACAACCCGGAGAUACAGCUAUACAGCCGCUCAAUGGAGUCUUCCGCCCCAAGUGCAUUCACACUCGCGGGACGCAAUGCCUUUGACGAGGGUGAAUACUGCGAUGACAAGAUGAUUCGCCCUUACCUGACUGCCCUCGUUCCGUCGGGUACAGGCAAAGGGUUGGAUGUUCUUAGAAUCGCCCUUCACCAGCGCAAGGAUGGCCAGAAAUAUCUCUACUUCCACACUCAUGUUCGCUCGACGACUAGUACCCCAGGUCCUAAGUCUGUGAUCUGGAAACAGUACCAGCCCGCUGAGUCCACCUCGGUACGAGACAAGUUGGCUGAAAGCCCGGAUGCGCACUAUUUCCACAUCAGAUUUAUCCCCACGCGACGUGAGGUCAUGGUCCGUGGUAAGAUGGCAAUUGUACCGGCUAUCCUGGAGGUCUUUAGCUGGUAUGGUGUGGUUGGUGUGCGAAUGUUCGCGGCUUCUACCCCCAAUGGGUGUGAUUAUGAGUUAGACGGCCAGCAGCCAUUCCUAGGACAAACCUCUAUUGGCUCUGGACUGGGUUGCGCUGGUGAUUGGGGCCAUGGGUUCCUUCCUUGGAACAAUGAGGAUCGCUGGAUUGAUUCCAACGUGUUCAUUCCUCUGUCUGGGUCAAAAGAGGCCCAGGGCUCAUGGGGAAUGACUUUGGAUGAUCGGGAUCGGGAGCUUGUUAGGGGAUGGGAGGUGGAAAAACGACCUCAGUGA
Messenger RNA from Penicillium cinerascens, 3225 nucleotides. RefSeq lists its product as uncharacterized. The record is from RefSeq and is a predicted model, not a curated record. The transcript is spliced from 7 exons. Bases 1 to 3225 code for a protein of 1074 amino acids. NCBI's taxonomy places the organism in Eukaryota, Fungi, Ascomycota, Eurotiomycetes, Eurotiales, Aspergillaceae.